Messenger RNA from Cucumis sativus (cucumber), 2181 nucleotides. Its product is annotated as cationic amino acid transporter 7, chloroplastic. The transcript is spliced from 5 exons. Lineage: Eukaryota; Viridiplantae; Streptophyta; Magnoliopsida; Cucurbitales; Cucurbitaceae. The record is from RefSeq and is a predicted model, not a curated record. Gene Ontology annotation, molecular function: amino acid transmembrane transporter activity. The coding region runs from base 166 to 1890 and encodes 574 amino acids. Gene Ontology annotation, biological process: transmembrane transport; amino acid transport. Gene Ontology annotation, cellular component: plasma membrane.
GAAGAGAUUUUCGGCGAUGCGAACCGUGGCUUUAAAUUCACCACUUCCAUUACAAAUCCCCACAUUUGUCAGUCCCACUCUCACUUUCUUCGCCAUUUUCAAUCUCUUUUUCUUUCUUUUUUAAUUCCCUUUUCACCUUCUUCUUUUUCUUCUUCUUCUUCCGCCAUGGACGCCCAUUCCUCUUCCUUUUCAAGCUUUUCCGCUUACUUUCACGCUCUCUCUCAAACCCCAUCUCGUCUUUCCCGCCGGGCCUUCUCCGUUUCCACUUCUUUCGACGAAAUGACCACUACUCGAUCCACUUCCGGCGUCCACAUGCAGAGGACUCUCCGCUGGUUCGACCUCGUCGGUUUUGGCCUUGGUGGGAUGAUCGGUGCUGGUGUCUUCGUCACCACCGGUCCAGCCACACUGCAAGCUGGACCUGCCAUUGUUAUCUCUUACGCCAUUGCUGGUCUCUGUGCGCUUUUAUCGGCUUUUUGCUACACAGAGUUCGCCGUUGAUAUGCCUGUUGCUGGUGGAGCCUUCAGUUACCUUCGUGUCACAUUCGGAGAAUUCGCUGCGUUUUUGACCGGUGCGAAUCUGAUAAUGGACUAUGUGAUGUCUAACGCCGCCGUCGCGAGGAGUUUCAGUCAAUACCUAGGUGCCGCAAUCGGUGUCUCCACUGCUAAAUGGAGACUCCACAUCCCUGGACUACCUAAAGGAUUUGAUCAAAUCGAUUUAAUCGCCGUCGCCGUCGUUCUAAUCAUCACAAUCAUCAUCUGCUAUAGUACAAAACAGAGCUCGGUUGUGAACAUGACGUUGACGGCAAUACACAUUCUGUUCAUAGCUUUUGUGAUUGUAUUCGGAUUCUGGAAAGGGGACUGGAAGAACUUCACAGAACCAGGAGAUCCAAAGAAUGAAUCCGGGUUCUUUCCUCACGGAGCCGCCGGCGUUUUUAAAGGCGCGUCUCUGGUUUAUCUCAGCUACAUCGGCUACGACGCCGUGUCAACGAUGGCAGAGGAGGUUCGGAGUCCGGCGAAGGAUAUCCCAAUCGGAGUCUCAGGCUCCGUCGUGCUUGUCACCGUCCUUUACUGCUUAAUGGCGGCUUCAAUGGCCAAGCUCCUUCCCUACGAUAUGAUCAAGAAGGAGGCGCCGUUCGCGGCGGCGUUUGGUCGGUGGAAAUGGGUGUCGAACGUGAUCGGCGGCGGGGCAAGCUUCGGAAUACUGACGUCACUGUUGGUGGCGAUGAUGGGACAGGCUCGGUACAUGUGCGUCAUCGGACGGUCCAGAGUGGUCCCCGCGUGGUUCGCCGACGUCCAUCCCAAAACCUCCACUCCUCUCAACGCCUCCGCCUUUCUUGGGGUUUUUACGGCUGCGAUUGCUCUUUUUGCUGACCUCGAUAUUCUACUCAACUUUGUAUGCAUUGGUACACUCUUCGUCUUCUAUAUGGUUGCCAACGCUGUCAUUUAUCGACGUUACGUUGAGAUAGGAAGUACGAAUCCUUGGCCAACGUUAUCCUUCCUCUGCUCGUUCUCCCUCACUGCCAUCAUAUUCACUCUCAUUUGGCACUUCGUAACUCCAGGGAUGGCCAAAACCACCUUACUCAGUGUUACUGCCAUUGUCGCCAUUGUUAUCUCGCUAAUUUUCCACGGCGUGGUACCUCAAGCACGAAAACCCGAGUUCUGGGGCGUCCCCUUAAUGCCAUGGAUUCCCUGUGCAUCAAUUUUCCUCAACAUAUUCUUGCUGGGGGCCCUUGAUGGCACAUCUUACAUACGAUUUGUGUUCUUUUCGAUCCUGGCCGUACUCAUAUACGUGCUAUACAGCGUCCAUUCAAGCUACGAUGCAGAAGGAGCUGGUUCCCUAUGUGUAAAGAACAGGGAGGUUCCAGAAUUAGACAACAACUUCAAAGUAUAGUAAAUGUAGAAGAAGAAGUAAGCUUAUAUGUUGACACAGUUUCUUGUCUCUUCACACAAAUUAAAACCUUUGUAGUAUGAAGAAAGGUUAAAAGAAAAAAAAGGAAACAUCAAGUUUUUGCAAAAGUGGAAAUCAAAGCUGUAAAUAUGGUUUGGAAGCUAAAAUGGUUUAUUUGGAUGGCGGAGUCCAUUUGAUGUUUUUUAUAUCGAAAUGGCAAUUCAAAACUUUUGAACUUCCAUUCAUGCUUCUCAAACUUUAUGCUUAAACAAUAUAAUUGAGUUUAUGUUUAAA